AUGGAGACGACAUUCAUCUCAAUCCACGACCUUACUGCCGAAGCCCGUAUCCUCUACUCCUCCGAUUCUGUCAUAGACAUUCUUGGCUACACACCAGAUGAAAUCGUCAACCGCUCAGCAUGGGAUUUCUUCCCUGCCGACGAGCUCCCAUACGCUCGCAAAUUCCACGAGAAGCGCGUGCAGAUGGACAAAGCGGCGGUGCUAGCCUACUGCAGAGUAAGAGACAAGCAAGGAGGCUGGGUCGGUUGCGAGUGCUGUUUUACGAUUGUCUACGACGUUAUGAUUGUCUGUACGAGCAUAUACAGGACAGGCUUGGCGAGUCAGACCGCAGAGCGAGCCCUGGAGGCACCUAUGGUGCGGCGUCUGUUCACUUCGUCGCCGACAGACCCACGUUAUCACAUGCUUUCACAUAUUUCGGCGAAGUUCAAGCAGCCAGCGAAGCUCCAAAAUCACGAGCCACGGGCGGCGCUCUUUCUGAAUCGAUUCACACGGACACUAACCAUUAUGUAUGCAACUAGCGGUCUACAGGAGGUCAUCGGCAUCCCAGCGGAGGCGAUGCGAGGACGAAGUUUCUAUUACUGCAUCGCCGAGAACUGCUUGCAGGAUGCGGUCAAGUGUCUCGAGAACGCCAAGGCAAACGACUCGAUAGCAUACCUUCGGUUCUGGUUUAGAGACCCACGAGUGGACGACCCGCCACCGCCUCCGGACGAAGACAGCGACGAGGAGAUGACGACCGAAAUGAGCACUGACAUGUCGGAAGACGGUGGCGUCAACUUACACAGCGGAUCGAAUACGUCGCCUGAAAGUGCCAGCUCGUCGCACUCGAAUGCCGCGUCGAGCGACAGCAUGGAGAUGGAGGGCGUGCAGAGUGAUGAGCAACCCAGUUCGCGGACCUCUUCUGGUGACAGCAUGAACCAAGCAGACACGCACCAGGCCAUCUUCGGUCACUCUCUGGAAGCACAGUCGUCUGCCUCGUCGAUUGCGCCAUCGCCGGGUGAUAACCCACCGCCAGCGCCAACGAGAGCUAACCCGGCGGACCCGAUCGAGCUGGAAGCGGUCAUCUCCUGCGCCUCGGACGGGCUGGUCGUAUGUCUCCGAAAGGCUCGUCCAAUGAUCCCGCAUCCUACGCAUCGUCCAUCAAAGCCCGUCUACCAGAACGGUCUUUUCGCCGCACCCUGGGCGGUCGAGCCCACACUCCCGCCCAUCGAGGCUCGGGCGGGUGCAGGCUUCGGUCCGGCAUUUGCGCCUUCACUGGGUCCUCGAGGUGCAGCCCGCGCGUCCCCAGUCAGUGCGUCUGGGCCGGACAACCAGGACUUCAUGGCCGCGAUCCGCGAACAAGCCAUCUUUGCGUGGGCGCUUACUGGAAUUAACGGAGUACUUGCCGAGCAUGCGCAGGGGAAGCCCAGGGGCGAGAGCAUGCCGGAGGAUGGGUUUCCAGUGUGGACCAGCGACCCGCGGUAUGGCACUGCGGAUUUUGAGCGGAGUGACAGCGCGAACGGGAGCAUGAGCAGUCACAGCGGCCAUGGCGGCUAUGUGAAUGGAGGGCAAAACCAGCCCGAUGGAGUUGGCGUGAGUGCGCAGUUCUUCGGCGACCCAGGACUAGACCGAGCGAGUCGGAGUGGCAGUUCUACAGCAAGCGGGAAUGGGAAUGGGAAGAUGGACGGUUAUCCAAAUGGAAACGGCACUGGGCGUAGGACGGAUGCAUACGCCUAUGCGAGAUGA
This is a messenger RNA of Baudoinia panamericana UAMH 10762, 1722 nucleotides long. RefSeq lists its product as uncharacterized. The transcript has 3 exons. NCBI's taxonomy places the organism in Eukaryota, Fungi, Ascomycota, Dothideomycetes, Mycosphaerellales, Teratosphaeriaceae. The record is from RefSeq and is a predicted model, not a curated record. Gene Ontology annotation, molecular function: protein binding. The coding region runs from base 1 to 1722 and encodes 573 amino acids.